Molecule: messenger RNA, 1321 nt
Organism: Ylistrum balloti
Lineage: Eukaryota; Metazoa; Mollusca; Bivalvia; Pectinida; Pectinidae
Product: mevalonate kinase-like
Exons: 9
Coding region: 1-1215 (404 amino acids)
Biological process (GO): cholesterol biosynthetic process; isoprenoid biosynthetic process
Cellular component (GO): cytoplasm
Molecular function (GO): ATP binding; mevalonate kinase activity
Source: RefSeq, a predicted model, not a curated record
AUGGGGAGAUUAACAGUGUCCGCUCCAGGCAAAGUGAUUUUACAUGGAGAACAUGCAGUUGUUUACGGAAAGAAAGCACUAGCAGCAAGUCUGGAUCUCCGUACGUAUCUGAUCCUGACCCAAAGGGCAGACAACCUGAUUGACCUUCAUCUUCCUGACAUUGAAAUUAGGUUGUCUUUACAACGUGAUAUCUACUCAAAAGGAAAUGAUAUAAAAAAUGUAGACAUUACCAAGCCAAUUCCUGCCUCAGAUGAAAUCAUAGAAACACUGACAAAAUCUUCCGGUUUAGAUGCGGAUGCCUCGAGGUCACAAGUUUUAGCUGUGGCAUCCUUUCUGUAUCUUUUUACAGAAAUAUCUAGAGCAAGCAAGUGCCCACUUCCUGCCAUAGAUGUAAGAGUACAGUCAGAGCUUCCUAUUGGAGCUGGACUGGGAUCCUCAGCAAGUUAUUCGGUUUGUUUAGCAGCUGGACUGUUACAACUAGGAAACCAUAUUCACCAAUCAAAACCUAGUUCAAAUACUGAAGGCUACCAGUUAGAUCAGUCUUCCUGGUCACAUGAUGAAACUGAACUCAUCAAUAAAUGGGCAUUUUUAAGUGAAAAAAUUAUGCAUGGAAACCCGUCAGGAGUGGACAACUCUGUCACAACCUUUGGAGGUGCUAUAGAAUUUAAGAAAGGAAAAAUCGACAAAUUAUCCCAAAUGCCAGAAACCAGAAUUUUGUUGGUGAACACAAAAGUGCAGAGAAAUACCAAAACAUUAAUGGCUCAUGUCCGAACAAAGUAUGAAAAGUUUGGGGCUGUCAUCGGACCAGUAAUGGAGGCCAUAGAUGCUGUAACAACAAGGAGCAUCGACACAUAUUGUAAUCUACUGAACAAUGAUCUUCCUUCAUCUUCACUUUAUAAGGAACUGGAGGAACUUAUAGACAUCAACCAGUGCCUGUUAAGAACACUAGGGGUUAGUCAACCUAAACUGGAGCAAGUAUGUGAGAUCACCGGAGCCAGUGGUCUCCAUGCAAAAUUGACGGGUGCUGGAGGUGGAGGAUGUGCAUUUUGUCUUCUUCGUCCAGGAACUCCUAAGGCUGUUGUUAGGGAAGUGAUGUCACAGCUUAAAUCAGAAGGAUUUGGAUGUUGGGAAACAAAUAUCUGUGGACAAGGUGUCAUUAGGCAUUGGACUCAUAGUGAAAAUUAUAACAUUCCAUCUGGAUUUCUUCCGGAAUAAACACUACCAAAGAAUUUAUUUUUUUUUGUAAGGAAAGAUGUGAACUAGAAGUGGAAGGGGUGCAUGAUUUAUAAAAUUUAUAGAACAAGAUAAAAAUGAAUAUUAA